UACACCCCCUUGUCCAAACACUCGGAAAUCGAAAGAAUUAGAACCCCCCUAUUUCUUCUACUUCUUUUCCCUUUCUCAAAACCCUAAGCACACCUUCUUCUCCAAACGGCUGCCUCAGCUCCGCUCUGACCCUUCUGCGAUUCUCUCCAGCAAAAUGGCACCUAAGAAGGAGAAGGCUCCUCCUCCGUCCUCGAAGCCAGCCAAAUCCGGCGGAGGGAAGCAGAAGAAGAAGAAAUGGAGCAAGGGAAAACAAAAGGAGAAGGUGAACAACAUGGUUUUGUUUGACAAGGUGACCUAUGACAGACUUCUUACAGAAGUUCCAAAGUUCAAGCUUAUCACCCCUUCCAUCCUGUCUGACAGAUUGAGGGUUAGUGGGUCAUUGGCCCGCCGCGCAAUAAAGGAUCUGAUGUCAAAAGGUUCCAUUAGGCUGGUAUCUGCCCAUGCAAGCCAGCAGAUCUACACCAGAGCCACCAAUACUUGAACGUUAAGAGUUUUUGUUUCUUUUAAUGCAGGGAGAGCUAAUAACUAUUUUUCCAUGAUAAAGGAACUAGGUCCUUUAUUAUAUUGUGGUAGCUACAUUUGCUCCUUUUGUGCCCCUAUGGUUUUCUUUAUGGUUAAAAUUAUUAGUGCACCGUUAUUUAGGUUUAUGUUUUGUUUUCAAUACACGUAUUAAUAUUCACCUUCAUUAUCGUUU
Messenger RNA from Alnus glutinosa, 694 nucleotides. RefSeq names its product small ribosomal subunit protein eS25-like. The transcript is spliced from 4 exons. Gene Ontology annotation, cellular component: cytosolic small ribosomal subunit. The record is from RefSeq and is a predicted model, not a curated record. Gene Ontology annotation, molecular function: structural constituent of ribosome. Bases 155 to 481 code for a protein of 108 amino acids. NCBI's taxonomy places the organism in Eukaryota, Viridiplantae, Streptophyta, Magnoliopsida, Fagales, Betulaceae.